Molecule: messenger RNA, 1873 nt
Organism: Eutrema salsugineum
Lineage: Eukaryota; Viridiplantae; Streptophyta; Magnoliopsida; Brassicales; Brassicaceae
Product: protein RETICULATA-RELATED 1, chloroplastic
Exons: 7
Coding region: 183-1490 (435 amino acids)
Biological process (GO): plant organ development
Cellular component (GO): chloroplast inner membrane
Source: RefSeq, a predicted model, not a curated record
UCAAGGCAAGAGUGUGUUGUGUUUAAAGCCCUUAAACCUCUCACCAACUGAUUGUUUGAUCGAAUAGAACUCCGCCUUCUUCCUCUAUCCUCCAAAAUCCCAAAGCUUCUGUGUUGCUUAUCUAUAUAAAAAGCUAAGUUUCUUUCGUUGUUAGAUCAUACGCAAUCGAGAACAUUGCGCAAAUGUCUCUAUCCCUAAAAAUUUCGCACAUUUCAAAUUUCUCCAAAGAUGUGUUCAAUACUGUAGAUCCCCGAAAGCAAUGCAGAGCCGGUCAAAGGUUGGAAAUUAGGUCGAUUUGUUUCCGAAGAAGCCCUGGUAUUGAAUCCAGACGGAUCCAUUGGAGCUCGGAGCUGUCUCCUCGGAAACUGAGGAACCGAUGCAUUGGAUCGGAUGUGGUCGCUGGAGAAAUCUCCGGCAGAUCGGUGCCGGAAUGGGCAUAUAGCGGCUUAAAGGAUGUGGCUUUAAGCGAUUUGGAGCCGGAACUCGAUUGCGGCGGCGGCGAUGGCGACGGAGAUGACAAUGGGAAUAACGACGGAAAUGGGAAUAGUGGUAACGGCGGAGGAGGAGACGGAGGUGACGAGGAUGGAGAGGAUGAAGCAGAUAAAGCUGAGGAGAAGGAGUUUGGUCCGAUACUGAAAUUCGAAGAAGUCAUGAAAGAGACAGAGCGUAGAGGGAUUACGCUACCUGAGGAUAUGUUGGAGGCUGCGAAAUCCGUGGGGAUUCGGAAACUGUUCCUUCUUCGUUACCUUGAUCUACAGGGUUCUGUUUGGCCACUUGGGUUUCUGAUGAGGACUUGCUCGAUGCUUCGAAACAGAAUGCUUGCGGAUCCUUCGUUUCUCUUUAAAGUUGGAACUGAGAUAGCCAUAGACUCCUGCUGUGCAACUUUUGCAGAAGUACAGAAGAGAGGGGAAGAUUUCUGGUCAGAGUUUGAGUUGUAUGCGGCUGAUCUUUUGGUUGGUCUCGUGGUUGAUGUUGCUUUGGUUGGACUUUUGGCUCCCUAUGCGCGUAUCGGGAAGCCAUCCGUGGCUUCAACAGGUUUGUUUAAAGACGUUAAGCGUGCUUGUGCAGCCCUUCCUAGCAGUGUUUUUGAAGCUGAAAGGCCAGGCUGUAAAUUCUCGGUUAACCAGCGCAUUGCAACUUUCUUCUACAAGGGCCUCUUGUAUGGGUCCGUUGGGUUCGGUUGCGGUCUCAUCGGUCAGGGAAUUGCAAAUCUGAUCAUGACGGCAAAACGGAGUAUAAAGAAAUCAGAAGAAGACGUCCCUGUUCCACCUCUAUUCGAAAGCGCUGCUCUCUGGGGUGUGUUCCUUGGCUUGUCUUCCAACGCACGUUACCAAAUCAUCAACGGCCUCGAACGUGUAGUGGAAGGUUCUUCAGCAGCCAAACGCAUUCCUGUGGUUGCGAUGGCGUUUACUGUUGGAGUCCGGUUUGCUAACAAUGUAUAUGGCGGUAUGCAAUUCGUGGAUUGGGCUAAAUUAUCCGGCGUCCAGUAGUCAAACCGGCUCCGGUUUUGUUACGAGCCAGUUUGCAAACCAGCCAUAUAAGUUUCCGUCUGAGAUCUUAAUCUGAUGGGGUUUGUUGGUUAAUUGAAUAUCGUUAGUGGUUAGGUUGUUUACCGAGAGCUAGAGAUAGAAUCUGGUUCAUGAUCUGGACCUGACCGGAUUCUGCUAACCGGAUUACUCGAACGGAAACCGAAACAAAACAUUUUCGAUUUGGUUUUUGGAAGUUCUCUCGUAAUUCUCCAAUUUCCUUUUUAGUAUGCAAUAAUGACAUUUUUCACAUUAAUAAAUAGGAAAAUUAUAUGUUGUUUCCAUUAUUAAAUUUUAGUGUACAACAGAAAUUUUCCAUUAUUCUCAUCUCCAUAAUCUUAUAAAUU